CUCGUCGAAUGACUAAGAGAGGUUAAAAUUCGCUAUAUAAACAGAGUAAACAUACUGUUAGUAUAUUUUUUAAACAGGCAUGUGACAAGAAUAUAUAAUAUUCUUAAAAUGACAGACGAGAAAACACAAACGCAAGAGUUUAAAUUAGAUCCAGAUUGUGAAUUAAGAUUCGAAGUUGAGACAAAAAAUGAAAAGGUUACAGUUGAGUUGAAAACUGGUUUAGCAGAAGUAUUUGGCACUGAAUUAGUAAAAGGAAAGAAAUAUGAAUUUAGCGCUGGAGCUAAGGUUGCAGUCUUUACUUGGCAGGGUUGUACGGUAGAGUUGGUUGGAAAAACUGAUGUUAGUUAUGUUGCCAAAGAGACUCCAAUGGGUCUUUAUUUAAAUUGUCAUGCAGCAAUGGAAAGACUUAGGGAAACUGCAGAGAAAGAUGAUACCAGGGGUCCAAUAACUAUGGUUGUAGGUCCUUGUGAUGUUGGAAAAUCUACACUUUGUAGGUUAUUAUUGAACUACGCAGUUAGAAUGGGUCGCAGGCCCAUUUUUGUAGAUUUAGAUGUUGGCCAAGGACAUAUAGCGAUACCUGGUACUGUUGGAGCAUUAUUAGUGGAACGUCCAUCUAAUAUAGUUGAAGGUUUCAGUCAACAAGCACCAUUAGUCUUUCACUUUGGACAUAAAUCUCCACAGGCUAAUGUUGCUCUUUAUAAUCUCCUCGUGACACGCCUUGCAGAGGUCUGUUCUGAUAGACUUCAAGCUAAUAAGAAAGCCAGAGUUUCAGGAAUUGUAAUAAACACUUGUGGUUGGGUCAAAGGAGAUGGUUACAAAUUAUUGACUCAUGCUGCUCAAGCUUUUGAAGUAGAUGCUAUUUUAGUACUAGAUCAAGAAAGACUUUAUAAUGAACUUGUUCGAGAUAUGCCAGACUUUGUUAAAGUUGUUUUUCUACCAAAAAGUGGUGGAGUUGUAGAAAGGAGUCAAGCACAGAGAGUAGAAGCUAGAGAUCAAGGUGUUAGGGAAUAUUUUUAUGGAUCCAGAACACCAUUAUAUCCUCAUAGUUUUGAAGUGAAAUGGAGUGAAGCUAGAUUGUACAAAAUUGGUGCUCCAGUAUUACCCGCAUCCUGUAUGCCACUUGGAAUGAAAGCAGAAGAUAAUUUAACAAAACUGGUAGCUGUUACACCGGGACCAAAUCUUUUGCAUCAUUUACUGUCAGUCUCAUUUGCUGAUUCACCAGAAGAUGAUGUAGUACAAACUAAUGUGGCUGGAUUUGUUUGCGUAACCAAUGUUGAUGUAGAGAGACAAACAUUUACAGUGCUAAGUCCGCAACCUAGGCCACUGCCAAAUACAGUUUUAUUACUUUCAGAUAUUCAAUUUAUGGAUAGUCAUUAAUGUUUUUAUACAAAUUAUUAUUAUUUAAAAUAAU
Messenger RNA from Megachile rotundata (alfalfa leafcutting bee), 1411 nucleotides. RefSeq names its product protein CLP1 homolog (gene cbc). Lineage: Eukaryota; Metazoa; Arthropoda; Insecta; Hymenoptera; Megachilidae. Gene Ontology annotation, molecular function: polynucleotide 5'-hydroxyl-kinase activity. The record is from RefSeq and is a predicted model, not a curated record. Gene Ontology annotation, cellular component: nucleus; mRNA cleavage factor complex. Gene Ontology annotation, biological process: mRNA 3'-end processing; tRNA splicing, via endonucleolytic cleavage and ligation.